Condylostylus longicornis is the source of this 4836-nucleotide messenger RNA. Its product is annotated as non-canonical poly(A) RNA polymerase protein Trf4-1-like. The transcript is spliced from 5 exons. The record is from RefSeq and is a predicted model, not a curated record. Gene Ontology annotation, cellular component: nucleolus; TRAMP complex. Gene Ontology annotation, molecular function: poly(A) RNA polymerase activity; mRNA binding. The coding region runs from base 943 to 3918 and encodes 991 amino acids. Gene Ontology annotation, biological process: RNA 3'-end processing. Lineage: Eukaryota; Metazoa; Arthropoda; Insecta; Diptera; Dolichopodidae.
AAAAAAAAAAAGGAGAUUUUGCUGAAGCCUUUUAAUAAAUAUUAUAAUUUUUGUGGGGAAAUGAAGAAAUAAAAUUAUUGAAUUUCCCUCGCUCAUAUAAAUUAUAAUUUAUUUAAAAACAAAAAUCAUAAAAACUAUUUUCAUUUUAAAACAUUAGUGUUAAAAAAAAGGAAAAGCUCAUACCUAAAUUUCUGUUUUUUUUUUUUCUUUUUUUUUCGUUUUGCUUUUCUAUGAAAAUGAAAAAUAUUUUUUUAAAUGGACCAAGUUUUAAUUUGUGAAUUUUUUUUUCUUUUUUUUAAUUAAGACUUUGAAAACAUUCCUAAUAAACAUUUUUCUCUUUUUUUUUUUAUUUGUUAUUUAUAUAAUCAAAAUUAAAAAGUUGUUUUUUAAAAAUUUUGGAAAAUAUUGAAAAUUUGAUUUAAGUGCGAAAUACAAGUGGAGAAAAAAAAGUGUAAACCUCGUGUUGUAGCCGUUUUGAAAAAAAAUCUUAAAAGAAAACUUUUUUAUAAUUUCGAUCCCAAAAUUUAAAGAAAACAAAAUUUAAAUAAAAAUAAUUAUUUAUAAUAAAUAAAAAAAAAUAUCCAGUUUAUAAUUUGUAUACAAUUAAGAAAGAAAGCAAAAAUUAGAAAUUCUAAACUAUUUUAGCUAUUUUUUUUCUAGUGUUAAGUAAAUAAAAAUUUUGUUUAAACAAAAUUCGAUAGUGAAAAAAAAACAAAAAUCGAUAGUGAAAUCUCAAAAAAAGUGAAAAAAUACAAACAAAAAUUGUUCUUUUUUAAUUUUCUUUUAUUGUUUUUUUUUUUUUUUUUAAAGAAUACAUGGAAAAAAUCCUUAAAAAUUAAGUAAAACAAAAAACAAUAAAAUUUUAAAAAAAGAUAAUAAAAAUCUUUUUUUAAAAAAGAAAAAACAAACUCUAUAAAAAAAAGAACAUAGGACACUGCUUGAAUGGAUCCAUUUGUGGGUUGGUUUCAAGAAGAACAGGAAGGACCAGCACUUAGAACUUGGUUUGCUAUUUGGGAAACAAAUUCAGCUGAAAUGCAAGCACAACUUGAACAACAACAAUUAUUACAACAAAAAAAUUUUAAUAAUAAUAUUAAUACAACACAAUUAGCAUUACAAUCAUCAACUGUAUCAUCAACAUUAUCAUCAACAACUGGCUCAUCAAUAAUAACAACAACAUCACCAAUUGUUACCGGUGUUACAACAACACUUAAUAAUACUAUUGUUGGUGGUGUUAAUACAAUAUCAACAAAUGGUACAACAACAAUUAUUGGUAUACAAUUUCGUGAAAGCAAUAACUAUAAUAAUAACAAUAAUAAUAAUACAAAUAAUAAUAAUAGUCGUGAUACGACUGCAUUUCAAAUAUUACAACAAUUUGGUAAUGAUGAAAGAACAGCACCAACACAAGCUGAUCGUGAAAAAAUUGUAGCACAUGAACGUAAUUAUUAUAAUCCAUCAAGAAGGAAAGCUGGUAGCACAACAGUUGAUAAUAAAGCUAGUACAUAUAAUAUGAAUAAAUAUUCAGAUAAAUUAAUUGGAAAAUAUAAGGGUUGCCCAUGGCGCCCAAUCGGAUGUAUAUAUGAAAAAGGCGUUGUCGGAUUGCAUACAGAAAUUGAACAAUUUUACCAUUAUAGUUUACCAACACCAGCUGAACAUGCAUUACGAAAUGAUGUUGUAUUACGUAUAGAAGCUGUUGUAUUAUCGUUAUGGCCAAAUGCACGCGUUGAAAUAUUUGGUUCAUUUCGUACUGGUUUAUUUUUACCUACAUCUGAUAUUGAUUUAGUUGUUAUAGGAUUAUGGGAUAAAUUACCAUUACGUACUUUAGAGACUGAAUUAAUAGCACGUGGUAUUGCUGAACCAACAUCAGUACGUGUAUUAGAUAAAGCAUCAGUUCCUAUAAUUAAAUUGACAGAUCGUGAAAGUCAAGUUAAAGUUGAUAUAUCAUUUAAUAUGGAAUCUGGUGUACAGUCAGCUGAAUUAAUAAAAGAGUUGAAACAACGUUACCCAGUUUUAUCAAAAUUAGUUCUAGUCCUUAAGCAAUUUUUAUUACAACGUGAUCUCAACGAAGUUUUUACAGGUGGCAUUUCUUCAUAUUCCCUUAUCCUAAUGUGCAUUAGUUUUCUUCAAUUACAUCCCCGUCAGUUAGAUCGUGAACCAGCUAAUUUAGGUGUAUUAUUAUUGGAAUUUUUUGAAUUAUAUGGUCGUAAAUUUAAUUAUAUGAAAACUGGUAUUAGUAUAAAAAAUGGCGGACGUUAUAUACCAAAAGAAGAAUUACAACGUGAAAUGAUUGAUGGUCAUCGUCCAUCAUUAUUAUGUAUUGAAGAUCCAUUGACACCGGGCAAUGAUAUUGGUCGAUCGUCUUACGGUGCAUUACAAGUAAAACAAGCAUUUGAAUAUGCUUAUGUAACAUUAUCACAGGCUGUGUUAUCUCCAAUUAAAGAUUUUGCAAGUGAUUGUCAAGAGCGUUCAAUAUUAGGUCGUAUUAUACGUGUAACAGACGAUGUUAUUGAAUAUCGUAAGUGGGUAAAAGAGAAUUUUGAACCACGAUAUAUAAUACAUCCUUCACAAAUGACACCUUUAGCAACAUUAUUAAGUACAAAUGGUGCUGUUGCUACAACUGGUGGUCAUUUUGUGAGUGGUGGUGAUCGUGGUGGAGGAGGGGGAAUCGGAGGUGGUGGUGGGGGAGGUGGAGUUGGGCAUCAUCAAACAAAUUUAAUACAUAGUAAUAAUAAUAUGAGUAUGGAUAAUUUUCGACGGCGUGGUAGCACGUCUAGUUUAGAAGCAAGUGAAGAAAGUACUGAUAGUGACAUUGAUUCAAACAAUGCGUCUCGAGAUAUUUCACCAGCUGGAGUUACAAGGGUUGGAAAUGUUGGUAAUUCUGUUGGAACUGGAAUUGUUAAUAUUGGAAAUGUUGGAACUGGUGCUGCCACAGUUUUAAAUGCAGCAAUCAAUGGACCUAAUUUAAGACUGCAUCCUUUAGGAAUUGGUAAUGCUAAUUCUGUAGGGUUACAGCAACAUCAAAUGCAACAGCAACAGCAGCAACAACAACAACAACAGCAACAACAACAAUCUGAUAAUAUUAUUUACAUUACAGGUACUGCUGUUGGAGGACGAUCAGCAAAUCUUUCUGAUCGUCAUAAUAGUGAGGACAGCCAUAAUAGAUCGAAUAAUGAAGAUCGAAAAAGUUAUCGGCAAAGAAUUGCUGCUACAGCUGAACCAAUUGCUGUUAUUGAUUUAACAAAUUCACCCCCAGAUAAUAUAACGCCACCAUCAUUAUAUAAACGACAUUAUAAUAGAAACUCACCGCCAAAUAAUAAUGGAAAUAAAAAUUCCCACCAGCAAAGAUCAGCUGCCUCACAAACUACUGCACCAUCAGCGAUGACAAGUAGCAGUUCAUCAACAUCAUCACUUACAACGGGUGGUAAUAAUGGUGGUGGCAAUGGAAAUGGCCGAUCAAACAAAGCAAGCCGUCGUAAUAGUAGUGGUACAAAUUCUAGUUUAAAUUCAGAUAAUAUGCCUAAAUAUUAUGUUGCACCUGGUAGUAAUAUUAAUAUAAAUAAUCCUCCAUCGCAACAACAACAAAAUAAUAUUGUUAGUGGUAAUAAUAGCGGUAGUAAUAAUUCAUCAAUAUCAAAUUCUUUACAACAACAACAGCAACAGCAACAACAACAUCAACAAUCACAUCAACAACAACAAAAGAAAUCAAAUUCAACGAAACGUAAAAAAGCAGUUGCUAUGCAAACAGAAAAAAAAAUCAAUACCAAUAAUCAACAGCAUCAAGGAAAUUCAUCAUCUAACAAUACAAUGAAUAUUAGCGGUAGCAGUAAUAGCAGCAGCACGAGUAGCAAUUGUAGUAAUAACAGUAGUAAUAAUAAUAGUAGUAAUAAUCAAAUUAAUAAAGAUGGUAUACAAAAUCGAUGAUAUCAAUGAAAUAUCAUUGAUGAAAUUUAUAGACAUUUAGGUUAGGUAAAAAGAUUAACGCAACCAUAUUUUUUUUCUAUUUGUAAAGAACUGUUAUUAUAUAGUAAGCAAAAAAAAUUAAUUAAAAAAAAUCUUUAUUAAUUUAACAAAGUCAAACAAAUUCUGAAAAUUAUAAAUAAACUUACAAAAAUAAAAAAAAAAAAACAAAAAACAAAAAUCACAAAAAAAAGAAAAAAAAUGAAAAUCUAUGAAAAAAAUCAAAUAAAUAAAAAAUAAAUUCAAAAAAAUAAUGUAAAAUAGAUAAAAAUAGCAAAAAAAAGUUAUUAAAUUAAAUAAAAAAGAAAUCAUUGGAAAUGAGAUUAGGAAUGAAAGGAAAUUCUACUUUAAGGUUAGUUUUCUACCAUAUUUUUUGAAAUAAUGAUUUUUGAAAUUCACAAGUUUAUAAAUCAUGUUUACUAUUUAUUAUAAGAGGUAAGAGCAUUUUGACUUAUAAGUCAAACCUACUAAAUUAUAAAUUACUUAUAAAUUUAUAUAUCGUUAAGAUUAUGUUAAAUGAAUACUUUUGAUACUAUCAGUAUCAAUGGCUCUUAAAAGACCAAUAGAGUAUUGUAAUUGUUUAAAACAAACAGGUCUGUGUCAUAUCCCUUUGAACGAAAGAAAUACAUAUUUGGAAAUGAAAAAUAAUAUAAAUCUUUGAAAUUUUUGAAAUGCAUAUUCCAACAAAUUAUACUCUAAAAUUCUCCUUUAUUAUGUAUGUAAAAUAAAAGACAAAAAAGUUCUAAAAUUUUAAUUUUUUUUUUUCAACAAUUUAUUUAAGAAUUGCUCAGUAAAUUGUUUACCAAAAAUUUACUUUAAAUUAAAUGAUUGAACAAUAAUUUAUAUUCAAUAAUUAUUAAUUUUUUAUAGCCAUAAUUUAAA